This is a messenger RNA of Asparagus officinalis (garden asparagus), 799 nucleotides long. RefSeq lists its product as uncharacterized. NCBI's taxonomy places the organism in Eukaryota, Viridiplantae, Streptophyta, Magnoliopsida, Asparagales, Asparagaceae. The transcript has 4 exons. The record is from RefSeq and is a predicted model, not a curated record. Bases 247 to 582 code for a protein of 111 amino acids.
AUAUAACGGAGUUAAGCCUACCCUCCAACUUCGAAUGCUCCCUCCUUAUCAGUACUCCUCGCUCCACGUACACUCUCGCCUUUGAUUUCUCACGAAAACCCUAAAUCCCCAAAUUUCCCAAACCCCAUAAAACCUCAAACUUCACAGAGGAGAGAGGGUAGUUCAAAAAUCAAGGUCGUGAUUGUCUGAGAAGCACAAACCCUAGGAACAAGGAGAGAAAGUUGGCAAAUUUAAGAAUCGAGAUCCAUGGACGGAACUAGCCAACAAGAACGAAGGGACGAUGAAGAGGCUAUCAGAAAUGCAGAUGCCCUAGAGUGUAUCAAGAAGCUAAAAAUGUAUGAAGCUGCAUAUGCUUGGCGGCUGAAGGCUAAAUACUUCACUAAGAAGGCCUUCGAUGGAGGGGACAUCUUUGAUCAUGAAACGACUAUAGAUAACGAGAUUGUAAAGUCAAGCAGAUGGCCAUGUACAAGGUCAUUUGCGGAUCCAAUUCAAACAGUAGAGGAUCCGAACAGCCCUCCAUCUUCAGUUGCAGAAACCUCCAGCACUCCCACCAAGAAAACUCCAACCAAGAAGAUCUGCUAACAUCGAUCACAGAAGAAAUUGGUCUGGAAAUUACCACACUGGUCUUGGACUUUAUGCAAAAAGUAUAGAGAUGCAAAGAUUUUAAAGUUAGCGUCUCAUGAAGAAACCAUGAUUUGGAAAAAAGAAAAGAAAAUGUACCUAUUGAAAUGUAUUUCUAUUCAUAAUUUAUGUGCCAAGUUCUAAAACGGCUGAACUCUAUAUAUUUGUUCUUUUACCU